AUGAUAUCAAACGCCAGAGGUCCAACGGCUCUGUCGUUUUUUCCACACUUAGAUAUUUUUUAUCUUAUCACGACCGUUGACAACAGUUACCUUCGUCAAGUCAGCAGGUCGCAUUCUAGAGGUUAUACCAUGUUCCGAGAAGGCACACCAGCAUCUGAAAGUGUUCGCAUGUUUGCUAAGACUGGGCGCAGUGAUAAAUUGGACGAUGGCGGUGGUGAAGAUUUGAUUGGAGGGAAUGGUGGACGAGCAGCCGAAGAUAUGAUACUGAAUACUUUUGUAGCGCCCAGCGUAUCGACAGGAGCUGCCUGGACUCAAUCACAGUUCUUCGUUGAUGGAAAUCAUUCUAGGGUGUCAUUGAUGUCACGCAUGAUUCCAUCUCCGGAUUGGUUUAUUGGUAUAGAUUCGUUUGAUCUGUGCGUGAAUGGAAACUGGCUCGAUAGCAUCACUAUUGAGGCUGAUCCAAUUGACGCGGGAUGCGACAACGGCUUCACGUUUACCGCGCCGAACUGGCCCACCGAUCCACAGGGCAUUGUAUACCGAAUAAAAAGCAACUAUCCAUCACACCCUGCCAGCUCUUUCUAUUAUCCACAGUUCAAUCGGUUACCCACCAUAGCGACUUUUCAAUUUAUAAAAAUCAAAGAAUAUGAACAAUCUUUGAACGGUAGAGGACAGGCAUCAGACCCCACGGUAAAAAUCGAAGAGAGCGUUAUUAAAGUUUUAAAUGGUGACAGUGAUAGCGAUCGUGAGGUACAACUGGAAAUGGAACAGCAAAGACGAGAACAAGAGUACAAUAACUAUAAAAGUAUUGGCGAUGAUAAAGUAUUGGUUUCCAAUAACGUUACAUCGUCCAUAUCAAUACCAAAAGGUAAUAAAGAAGCGUUGAUGAACAGUAUUUUGGACAACUAUCAUGUUCAAAAACAUAAUAAAACUCACAAAAAAUCAAGGUACCGGGACUGUAAAUUGGGUGUCUGGUCUGAAUGGAGCGCAUGCAGCGUGUCAUGCGGCAUCGGCGAAAUGCAGAGGCGCAGAGAAGUGAUAAAACACCCAAGAGGAGCAGGACGGCAGUGUCCACCAUUGUUGCAGACCAAAUGGUGUGGGAGCGCCAAAGACUGUCCCCCACAAACACAUUUUGAGUGGUAAUAAUACAAGUUAUAAUAACAUAUAUCAUAUUAUGUUAUGUAUGUUGUUAUAAUAAUACAUGUAUACUGUACAUCAAAUUAUUAAUAAUAAUUUUAUUUUAUAAAAAACAUCAUUUCACAAAAUGUUAAUCAAUAACUGAUUCAGAAUUACAAUUUCCUAAAUUCCUUAAACACUCUUCGUGUACAACAUAUAGGUAGUAUUAUAUAUUAUAAUAUAUAUUGUUAUUUAAAACGCUAAUUGCACUCCAAGUAUCGACAACUAAAUCGUGUCACUAGCCUUAUUUAUCGCCAAUCUCCUUCAUGCAAUAUUUUUUUUAAGUUUUGUCUCCUUAUAUUUUAAGACAGAAUUGUAAAAUUUACUGUAAAAUAUUUACUUGUAUAGAUAAGGUAUAGGUUUAUCAAAAACUUUAGAUCAAUUUAAGACUAUGUUAUAUUAUAUUAUAUUUACAACAGUACCUUUGUAUGUUAAGACGUGUAUUAUAUUAUUUAUUUUCCAUUCAAGUGGCCAAGCUAAUUAUAAAUUAUAAUUAAGAUACUAAUUAUGUUUUUGACAUCAAAUAUGAUAAU
This is a messenger RNA of Rhopalosiphum maidis (corn leaf aphid), 1706 nucleotides long. RefSeq names its product spondin-1-like. Gene Ontology annotation, biological process: cell adhesion. NCBI's taxonomy places the organism in Eukaryota, Metazoa, Arthropoda, Insecta, Hemiptera, Aphididae. The transcript has 7 exons. The record is from RefSeq and is a predicted model, not a curated record. Gene Ontology annotation, cellular component: extracellular matrix. Bases 1 to 1140 code for a protein of 379 amino acids.